Linum tenue is the source of this 1267-nucleotide messenger RNA. NCBI's taxonomy places the organism in Eukaryota, Viridiplantae, Streptophyta, Magnoliopsida, Malpighiales, Linaceae. The record is from the annotation of a GenBank genome assembly.
CUCAACCGGAGAUUUGAGUAUUUCUGUAUUUGACUAUUAUUCUCCGGCCACCGUGCUUCUUUGUCAGCGCCGCGCCCAUCUCAUUUCUUACUUCUUCAUCAAGCAAUAUCUUCUUCAAAUGCACCCCGCGACCCACCUGAAGCUCCAUCUCCGAUCUCACUCCGCCGCCUUAACCUAGAAAUGUUCUCCAAUUAGCCGAUUUUCCUUUCCAUUGGGUCACCGAAAAGUCGAAAUGGUGCUGCCCUUGCUAAAGCUCGGCACCUUAGCAGUCAAGACGCUGAGCAAGCCGCUGGCUAGUAAGCUCAAGCAGCAAGCUGCUUACCACCCUAAGUUCCGCCAAAUCAUCAUCAACAUGGCGCAGUUGAAUCACCGAAUCUCGACGAGGAUGCAACGGCGGAUCUACAGCCACGCUACCGAUGCGGAGAUUCGGCCGUUGAACGAGGAGAAAGCUGUCCAGGCCGCCGUCGAUCUCAUCGGCGAGUUAUUCGUUUUCACGGUAGGAGUAGGUGUUCUGAUCUUCGAGGUACAAAGAAGUUCUAAAUCAGAGGCUCGAAAAGAAGCAGCAAGGUUGCAAGAACUAGAGGUUUGAUCUCUUGCGUGAUUGAUGCUUACCCAACAUUUCAAUCAAUCUGCUUUUGUAACCACUGAUUGAUAUCUUCUGGUUAAGAAAUGAGGCAAAGAGAUGAAGACUUGGCAAAAGAACUGGAGUCUUUGAAACAAAAACUGGAUGAAAUCGAGCAGCUUGCCAAGAGCAGAGGACUCAGUGGCAUUUUCCACUUGAAACCCUCAAGUAAAGAACACGAGAAAACAACAAAACCAGCAUAAAACAGCGCAGAGAAAACUUUGUUUUUGUUCCUUGGGAUUCUCUGUAGAGAGUCGUACACUGAUUGACUGAUACAUCAUACACAACAAUGUGAAAGUUCAGAUUUAUCCCCUGCCAAUCAUAAACAAUGGUCGGAAGAAUUUACGCCUUAAUUCCCUGGACUAAGAAUGAUUGAUUUCAGAUGUGCAUCAUGAAAUCAGUUGUAGGAAAAUGGAAUUGGAGAGAGUGCAAAAUGCCAGCAGUGGGUGGCUCGAGCCUAGAUGCUUUUCUUUCUUGCCAAGUUUCAUAUUGUUGACCUAACUGGUUUGAAGGAAGGUUGAGAUUGAAUGAGUUUCUGUUGUGCCUUGUCUGCACCCGAAGAUAUUUAUCAGGAUUUGGAACAGAUAUAUUAUGGGAUGGCUGUUGUUGGUACUUUGGUCUCUGGUGUUUUUUUGGAAUAGAUGC